Manihot esculenta (cassava) is the source of this 1990-nucleotide messenger RNA. Its product is annotated as pentatricopeptide repeat-containing protein At5g09450, mitochondrial. The coding region runs from base 71 to 1279 and encodes 402 amino acids. The transcript has 4 exons. The record is from RefSeq and is a predicted model, not a curated record. NCBI's taxonomy places the organism in Eukaryota, Viridiplantae, Streptophyta, Magnoliopsida, Malpighiales, Euphorbiaceae. Gene Ontology annotation, cellular component: mitochondrion. Gene Ontology annotation, molecular function: protein binding.
AUGCAACCCUCCCACUCCCAGUGGUAGUAAAAGAAAACAGCUUGACGAGAGAAGUAAAAGAAUUCCGGUCAUGGCGUCCCGAUCACUUUUCUUCGCUCUACGACGCAAAUUUGGAUCUCCGUGUACCCUAGAGAAAGGGAAGUUUGGUCGGUUGCUCUCUUCCGGUGCUCUGAGUAGUGAAGUUGUUGAAGAGGAAUCCAAUUCAAAGGAAAAUGAAGACGACUUGAGGAGUAGAAUCUUUAGGCUGAGACUUCCAAAGCGAAGCGCAACCAACAUUAUACAGAAAUGGGUUAGCGAAGGGAACACUGUGACGGCUUCUGAGCUCAGAAGCAUCUCUAGAGAGCUUAGGAAGUCUCAGCGUUACAAACAUGCUCUCGAGAUAUCAGAGUGGAUGGUUACACACAAAGAGAAUGAGUUCUUGGACUCUGAUUAUGCAACUCGUAUUGAUUUGAUGACUAAAGUUUUUGGUAUUGAUGCUGCGGAACGCUAUUUUGAAGGUCUACCUGUCUCCGUAAAAACUAGUGAAACCUAUACUGCACUCCUUCACUCUUAUGCUGGGUUGAAACUGCUGGAAAAGGCUGAAGAGCUUUAUGAGAGAAUAAAAGGAUCAAAUCUGCCCUUCACUGCUCUCCUAUAUAAUGAGAUGAUGGCUCUGUAUAUUGACGUUGGGCAGGUGGAGAAAGUCUCAUUAGUUGUUGACGAACUGAAAGAUAAGAAGGUUGCGCCUGACAUCUUCACUUACAAUCUAUGGAUAAGUUCAUGUGCUGCUACCCUAAAUAUUAAUCAAGUUAUGAGGAUAUUGGAUGAAAUGAGCAAUGAUCCUGGUUGUAACGAUGAUUGGCAUAGAUAUAUUGACAUUGCCAAUAUAUAUGUUAAAGCUGGACAUCUUGUGAAUGCCGAGUCCAGUGCUGUUGUUGAAACAGAGAAGAGUUUUACACAAAGAGAGUGGAUAACAUAUGACUUCCUCAUCAUCCUGUAUGCAGGUUUAAGAAACAAAGAUAAAGUUGCUCAAAUAUGGAAAUCCUUAAGAAUGACUAAGCAAAAAAUGACAAACAGAAACUUCAUUUGCAUCCUUUCUUCAUAUCUGAUGCUUGGACAUGUGAAAGAAGCAGGGGAGGUUCUUGAUCAGUGGAAACAGUCUACUAUUACAGAAUUUGACAUCACUGCUUGUGGUAGGCUUUUGCAUGCAUUCUCAGGUGCUGGAUUAACUGAAAUUGCUAACAAGUUCCAUGUGCUUCUGAUUGAAAGGAAUUUUGAUCUCACCAAUUUGACGAAGUGAUUCUGAGUUUAUCUUAGGCAAUGCCACACUGUGAAGGGAACUUCAUUGAUAUUAGUUUCACACUCAGGAGAGAAUAAAUACAAACUACGAUAGUAGUUCUGUUUGGUUAAUCCAUUUUCUCUCUCUAUUGCCGACUCCCAAACUAUCAGUUUACCACACUUUGAGAUGGAAAAAAUUCAUUGAAAGUGCCCAAAGUUACAGCAAAUAAGCUCAAGACUAAUAGAGAAGGACAUUACAACGAAAAGGGUCUCAAGGGCUCAAAGAAAGAAAGCCCAAACAUAAUUACACAACUUUAAAGACUCACAACCCGUUUGACCCGUGUUCUCGAUCCGGACGAGCAGAAGCUAUUGUGUUGCACUCCUCUCUGAGACUUUCGUCCGCCAUUGCCAAUAAGGACUCAAGCAGAGACAUUUUACCCUUCCAACCUGAUGCUUAAGAAAGGGAAGCCUACUCUUCCACAAUCAGAUCCAUCUAUUGUCUGCAGAACACAAAAGAAACCUUUAGAUCAUUGACUCUAGCUAGGGAAAAAAAGGAGAAGGAUGCAAUUGAGACAGCUCCACAACACCCACCGCCCUCCUUCCACUAAAAUUACAUCUUGAGAAUGCCGACCUAGAAGGCCCUCACGAGCACGUCCCAAUUAAACAAAUAGAAAAACAAGCAAACACAAAGGCAAGUCAAAGAAACACCUCCCUCGCAUUAAAUCUUUUUCGC